Messenger RNA from Sordaria macrospora k-hell, 759 nucleotides. RefSeq lists its product as uncharacterized. Lineage: Eukaryota; Fungi; Ascomycota; Sordariomycetes; Sordariales; Sordariaceae. The record is from RefSeq and is a predicted model, not a curated record.
AUGGGUAUCCGGCAUAUGCUCAUCGCCGCGCUCGCGGCUGUGGCACCUAUCGUCCAGGGAGCUCAGAUCUUCAGCAAUCACGGUACCCUCAGCGGCUGGGAUGGCCAACAGACCGAAAACAAGGGCAAGAUCUCCGAAGUAACCAACUUGGUCUACGAGGGAGGCACCGCUCUCAAGUUCGAGCAGACAUACGACUCGUCAUACUCUGGCCGCUACCAUGCUGAAGUGCGGACUCUCAACGGGUACGCCCGGGGUGAGACGCGCUUCUAUGGCUUCGUGUUCCGCCUACAGGGCGACUGGCAGUCAAGUCCCGCGCAGUCCUACAACAUUGCCCAGUUCAUCGGCAACUUUGGCUCCAGCAGCUGCGAUGAGUGGUCGCCCACCAGCAUGAUCUGGGUCAAGGGAAACCGCCUCAUGACCAGAGUCAAGAGUGGCACGCUCUGCUCUCCCCAGACCACUUCUUUCGACACCGGCAUUGACGUCACCGGCGGCGUCUGGCACAAGAUUGUGAUGCAGGUCAAGUGGAGGAGCGAUAGCACCGGCUACUUCAAGCUCUGGUAUGAUGGUACCAAGGUCGUCGAGCAGCGCGACAUCAAGACGACUCUCGACACCGACGUGAGGUUCCAGUUCCGUGUCGGUCUCUACGCCAAUGCUUGGUACGAUUCCGGCUAUGCUGGCACUCAGCCCUUCCGUCAAGUUUGGUUUGAUGAGAUUGCCAUCGGCGACACUUUUGCGGAUGCGGAUCCCGAUCAAUGGUAA